AUGCGGCCUGCGGUGAGUCCCGGCGGCGGAAGGAGGAUGCCCCCGGGCGAAGAGGCUCUGCGGUCGUUGAAGAGGCCGCGCCACCCCGUGGAUCCCGGCUCCGGCUCCGACCCCGGCUCCAGCUCCGGCUCGGAAUCCGACGGCGAUUUCGUCAGCGACUUGAGGCAGAUCGCGUGCCUGCUGCGGUUGAUCAAGGGCGGGCCCAACAAGGAUCGCCAGAAGAUGUGCGAGCAGAUCAUCGCCAGUGUUGCAGCCAAUAUUCAGACUAUGCUUGAAGAUACCAAGUCCAAGUUUGAGAAGGAAAGGCAGAACUUGCUGAAAGUAUUGUCAGGCACUUCGAAAGAGCAGUGUGAAAGUUCAUUGAACGAAGAGUACACCAAGCUUCAGGAAACAUAUGAAAUGUUCUGUGAAGAAAAUGAUGCACACUUACAAACCUUCAAAGACCUAUUCUCACAAGUUGAAGUUGAGAAAAAGAAACUGCUUGAGCAGUAUCAAUAUCAGAGGAAGGAGACGGCUACAUUGUCUGAACUUGGUGAAACCUUCUCAGAGAAGAUAACAAAUGCCAAACCAUCACCGAAAAGGAUGAAGCAGGAUGACAAGUCUUUUAUCAUCUUCCGCAAGUCGAUUGGUUCAUAUCUCGAGUGCGCAUCGGACGACGAUUUUGACCUUGAUGAUGAAUGA
Molecule: messenger RNA, 681 nt
Organism: Triticum turgidum subsp. durum (durum wheat)
Lineage: Eukaryota; Viridiplantae; Streptophyta; Magnoliopsida; Poales; Poaceae
Source: the annotation of a GenBank genome assembly